UCCACAUAUUCAAUAAAUCUAGUGAGAAAAAAAAAAAAAAAAAAAAGAGAGAGCCAUGAAAAAGUCUCAAACGCAAACGCAGAUAUCUUCUUCACCGCUAAAACAAACGAUUGCGGUUGCGUCUAUCGCCGCUGGUAUACAAUUCGGAUGGGCUUUGCAGCUCUCACUUUUAACUCCUUACGUUCAGCUUUUAGGCAUACCUCAUAAAUGGGCCUCACUGAUUUGGCUAUGCGGCCCAAUUUCGGGUAUGUUAGUCCAGCCCAUUGUUGGUUACCACAGCGAUCGCUGCAAAUCGCGUUUUGGUCGCCGUCGUCCAUUUAUCGCGGCCGGUGCUGGGCUCGUCGCAAUCGCCGUCGUUCUUAUCGGUUACGCCGCCGAUAUCGGUGAGAUUUUAGGAGAUCGAGUUGAUUCAACGCCGAAAUCACACGCAAUCGUUGUUUUCGCCGUCGGAUUUUGGAUUCUCGAUGUUGCUAAUAACAUGCUUCAAGGACCUUGUCGAGCUUUGUUGGCGGAUCUCUCUGGUAAUAGUGGGAAGAAGACGAGAACUGCGAAUUAUUUCUUCUCUUUCUUCAUGGCCGUCGGAAAUGUACUCGGAUUCGCCGCCGGAGCUUUUACUCAUCUUCACGACGCGUUUCCGUUCACGUUGACGAAAGCUUGCGAUGUCUAUUGCGCGAAUCUCAAAAGCUGUUUCUUCUUCUCGAUUCUGAUUCUGAUGAGUCUGACGAUUUUCGCUCUCUGGUACGUCGAUGAGAAACAGUGGUCGCCGGAGACGGAGAAGGAAGUAAACGGCGGCGGAGAGGUUGAUGAUGGGAAUAUGGAGAUAACGGAAGAAGUAACGGCGCUGUCUAAAGAAGUUAGAGUUCCGUUAUUUGGGGAAUUAUUCAGUGCGGUGAAGGAUAUGGAAAGACCAAUGGUGAUGUUACUUUUGGUGACGUGUCUCAAUUGGAUUGCUUGGUUUCCUUUUCUUUUAUUUGACACUGAUUGGAUGGGAAGAGAAGUGUACGGUGGUGACUCAGGAGGUAACGUUAAUGAUAAUGCUCGGCGCGUGUAUAACACGGGGGUUCACGCCGGCGCGUUGGGGUUGAUGUUAAACUCGGUGAUGCUCGGAUUCACUUCGCUUGGGUUAGAGUGGUUAGCGCGUGGUGUUGGUGGUGUGAAACGGUUGUGGGGGAUUGUGAAUUUCAUUUUAGCGUUCUGUUUGGGGAUGACUGUUUUGAUUACUAAGAUGGCGGAGUCGAGCCGUCGCGACUCCGCCGUGUUAGGGGUGGUGGCGAUUUCUCCACCGGUUGGUGUUAAAAUUGGAGCUUUGUCGUUGUUUGCUCUCCUCGGUGUACCUCUUGCUAUAACUUACAGCAUUCCUUUCGCUUUGGCAUCAAUAUUUUCUUCUUCUUCUGGUGCUGGCCAAGGACUGUCGUUGGGGGUUUUAAAUCUUGCAAUCGUUGUACCACAGAUGGUGGUGUCGGUAGGAGCAGGACCGUUUGAUGAGAUGUUUGGAGGAGGAAAUAUUCCGGGGUUUGUGUUGGCGGCGGUGGUUGCGGCCGUGAGUGGAGUUUUAGCGCUCACUGUGCUUCCUUCUCCACCGCCAGAAGCUGAUGUUCUCAAUGUUUCUGCCGUGGGAGGACAUUAGUUAGCUCUUUUAUCUCUAUUUUUCUGUUUUACCGCAUAGAGAAACAAAAAGUGUAAAGAGAAGAAGUUUGUGUAAAAACAUAAUAACUUCUGUUUCUUGACACAUGUAAAAUGUACUCUGAACAAGUGUAAUUUCCGCAUUAAUGACAAUUUAAUGUACUUUUUAGAUGCGA
Molecule: messenger RNA, 1799 nt
Organism: Arabidopsis lyrata subsp. lyrata
Lineage: Eukaryota; Viridiplantae; Streptophyta; Magnoliopsida; Brassicales; Brassicaceae
Product: putative sucrose transport protein SUC6
Exons: 4
Coding region: 56-1627 (523 amino acids)
Biological process (GO): sucrose transport
Cellular component (GO): vacuole; plasma membrane
Molecular function (GO): sucrose:proton symporter activity
Source: RefSeq, a predicted model, not a curated record